Molecule: messenger RNA, 819 nt
Organism: Temnothorax curvispinosus
Lineage: Eukaryota; Metazoa; Arthropoda; Insecta; Hymenoptera; Formicidae
Exons: 1
Coding region: 1-819 (272 amino acids)
Molecular function (GO): catalytic activity
Source: RefSeq, a predicted model, not a curated record
AUGUCCCAGAAAAUUCUCCAGGCCAACCUUAAUCACUGUCGCGCUGCCCAGGACCUGUUUUUACAGGCGAUGGCCGAGUGCGGCGGUGGCCUGGGGAUUGCUGCCGAGCCGUACCGCGUACCGCGAGACCACCCGUGCUGGGCGGUCGAUCGGCGCGGCUCGGUGGCUAUCACAUGGAGGCAGACGGCUGAACCCGUCGCCUGUACUCGUAUUGAGACGGGUGACGGGUUCGUAGCCGUCAAGUGGGAUCAUAUCACUGGGUCAUAUCAAGUGGCGGUGUACGUAUCUCCCAAUAUUAGCUCUGCUCAAUUCAACGAGUAUUUGGGCAGGCUUUGGGACUGCGUCACAAAAAUUCUGCCCGAACCAGUGGUGGUGGCCGGGGACUUCAACGCCAAAUCUGCGCUGUGGGGGUCCCCGGUCACGGAUACCAGGGGCAAAAUAUUUGAGAGAUGGGCGGCGGGUCUCGGACUAUGCAUCGUUAACUCCGGGACCACGCAGACCUGCGUGCGGCGCUGGGGGGGCUCCAUCGUGGAUAUCACGUGGACCAGUCCCUACGCCGCGCGCCGGAUCACGAGAUGGAGGGUGGCUGAUGAGACUGAGACCAUGUCCGACCACAGGUAUGUGGAAAUGGACAUAUCGGUCACCCCCCCGGAAGUCUGGGCUCGCCGCCGGGAAUUGCCGCGACGAUUCCCAAGAUGGGCCCUGAGGAAGAUGGAUCAGGACAAGUUUCGAGCCUCGAUCCAGACUUCCCUAUGGGCGGACGACGUUCUCGUCCAAUCUGAGGACGUGAAGCGGCGAGGUGGAUUCGGGGCAUCGUAA